AAGUUUCGCGACAUUCCAACGGCUAGUGUUUUGUCGACGUCGUUUCUUGUGAAGACGACUUUUCUGUCCAGAAUUUCGGAUUUAUAUUUUGAGUAAUUCUAGCUCCUAAGUUCACCUAGACUCUGUCCUUAAUACUAACAAGUGGUAUCAGAGCGAUAUUAAGGACAUUGAGAGGAGUCUACAGAAGUGUGAAGACCCUUCUAGACCCACCAUGGCCUGUGGGUGUGCCUAAGUGGUGUUCUAAAGGUUGGAUGUGUCUUCCGCUAAGGGGAAACUCUGCCGAAAUUUCGUGGACGCCGACACUUGUGAAAAUAUCGAGGGAGCUGAGUGUGGACAGCAAAGGGGAGCUGAAAUUCGUCAUUUCUCAAGGAGAAGAUGAAUGAGAGAGGAGGAGAUGCUAAUGGAAGAGGAGCUAGGUAGAGGCCGAGGUGACUAUAAUGAGGGGCAUGGGAGCUCUAGUGGCAGGGGGAGUACCAGAAUGGAGGGCACCUGCUGGUACUGCAAGAAGAUAGGGCAUCCUUGGUUCAAGUGCUUCAGCAGGCCGGAGGGAUGGGCACCUCCAGGCAUGAAGCCACCCAGUGGUGAACGCGCACAAGGUGGCGCUGUGCAAGAUGAAGGUGCACAAGGUAACGCCUAUCCUGGGAUGUAUCUCAUGGUUGAGGAUGUGCAUGGGCAUGAGGGUGAUGUGGGAUCUGUCGGAAAGGUUGUGAUGCACCCUCUCACGCACUGGGUGAUUGAUUCGGGUUGCACCAGUCACAUGACCCCACGGGCAGAUUUGCUUGAUGAGGUCGCCCUUGUGAAGAACAGGGUGCUGGCUACAGUUGGAGAUAAGGAGUGGAUCCCAUAUAUCAAGUGGUAUGGGAGUGCUCCAGCUGUGAACAUGCUGAGGGCAUUUGGGUGCAUGGUAGUGUUUCAUGUGCCUAAGGAGAAAAGAGGGAAGUUGGAGGCUUCUGGAAGAUGGGGUGUGCACUUGGGGAUUGCAAAGGAUCACAAGGGGUGGCUGCUAUGGGACUUGACCACCCAGAAGUUGACAGUGUCAAGGGAUGUGAAGUUUCUUGAGUCCCUGUACUACAAGGAAUGGAAGCAGCAGCAACAGAAGCUUCCAUCUACACCGCUCAUUGUGGAGGCAGAUGAGGUGCAGCACCCUUCAAGACAGGUGGAGGUUGCAGUGUCAGAGGAGGAGAUGUCUGGGGCACAAGUAUGGACCUGAAGGGGAGCUGACCCGCUACAAGUCUAGGCUUGUGGCACGGGGGUUUCAGCAGACAAAGGGGAAGGACUAUGAUGAGGUGUUUGCUCCUGUGGGGAAAGGAACAACACUGAGGGUGCUGUUGGCGAUAGCUGCACUCCUGGGAUGGAAGAUACGGCAGAUGGACAUUGUGACUGCUUUUCUGAAUGGGAUCAUUAUGGAGGAGGUGUACAU
Closterium sp. NIES-67 is the source of this 1420-nucleotide messenger RNA. Lineage: Eukaryota; Viridiplantae; Streptophyta; Zygnematophyceae; Desmidiales; Closteriaceae. The record is from the annotation of a GenBank genome assembly.